UAAUUCAGUCCAAGUUCUUCACACCUCUCAUUUAUCCUGCCGCUUUGCAGAUUCCGCAGAUUUCUUCAAGGCUAAAAUGAGGUGAGCGCACGGCCGAGGGUGGGCCCUGAGCCGUUCCGCCCCGAUUUCCAGGGAAAUCCACGAGACUCGGGCGGCAGUGCCCAUGAAGGGCAGCUCUGGAUCCCUGUUUCCGAUUCACGCGACAAGUUCGCCGAUCGGACGGCGGGCCCCGGAUUUCGCGAUCCCCUCAAGUUCUGCAGGGCAGUCCGUAUCGUGGCAUGAUCAAAAACAGGGCUCCCCGGCCCCACGAACUGGUUCCUUUGUUGGAGCGAUCGUAGCAGCCAACGUGCCAUCGGAACAUUCACAGCCCCGAUGCCAACGUUCUGGGACGUGGGCCAGCUGCUCUCUCCUGGAUCGGGAACGACGAUUUCUUAAUCCAGCCCGCCGAACACCCCCCCGUCAGCCCUGCAUCUACCAGACGAACGAUUGAGCGUCUAUCAAAGUUCCCGAUCUCGUGGGUGAUUAUUACCAACGGCCUGCAUCGUGUUUUUACGGCGGUGCUAUUUCGAUGCGCUGCCGCUAG
Colletotrichum phormii is the source of this 583-nucleotide messenger RNA. RefSeq lists its product as uncharacterized. The record is from RefSeq and is a predicted model, not a curated record. The transcript has a single exon. The coding region runs from base 164 to 490 and encodes 108 amino acids. NCBI's taxonomy places the organism in Eukaryota, Fungi, Ascomycota, Sordariomycetes, Glomerellales, Glomerellaceae.